This is a messenger RNA of Manis pentadactyla (Chinese pangolin), 620 nucleotides long. Its product is annotated as short transient receptor potential channel 5. Gene Ontology annotation, cellular component: membrane; cation channel complex. The coding region runs from base 96 to 620 and encodes 174 amino acids. Gene Ontology annotation, molecular function: inositol 1,4,5 trisphosphate binding; protein binding; store-operated calcium channel activity. The transcript has 4 exons. The record is from RefSeq and is a predicted model, not a curated record. Gene Ontology annotation, biological process: calcium ion transmembrane transport; regulation of cytosolic calcium ion concentration; manganese ion transport. NCBI's taxonomy places the organism in Eukaryota, Metazoa, Chordata, Mammalia, Pholidota, Manidae.
AGAACGUUACAGAUAAAGCUGAUGGCCUCCUCCCAUCUGGGACACCUCCUUGUGCUCUCCCUCUUCCCUCAGAGGUUUCUAAAUUGCUGUGAACCAUGGCCCAGUUGUACUACAAAAAGGUCAACUACUCACCGUACAGAGACCGCAUCCCCCUGCAAAUUGUGAGGGCUGAGACAGAGCUCUCUGUGGAGGAGAAAGCCUUCCUCAAUGCCGUGGAAAAGGGGGACUACGCCACUGUGAAGCAGGCCCUACAAGAAGCCGAGAUCUACUACAAUGUCAACAUCAACUGCAUGGAUCCACUGGGCCGGAGUGCCCUGCUCAUUGCCAUUGAGAAUGAGAACUUGGAGAUCAUGGAACUACUGCUAAACCACAGUGUGUAUGUAGGCGAUGCUUUGCUCUACGCCAUCCGCAAGGAAGUGGUGGGUGCCGUGGAGCUUCUGCUCAGCUACAGGAGGCCCAGUGGAGAGAAGCAGGAGUUAGUGAGAUACAAGCAGAUUGAGUUCAAGCACCGUGUAAGUUUCAAAGCUUCAGGGAGUCUCACAUAUAUGAAUGAACAGUACUAUGAGACCCCAGAUGAAGAAGAGUUUGCUGGGAGUUUAGCUUUCUCCCUGUAUACCUGA